Messenger RNA from Cladocopium goreaui, 2906 nucleotides. Lineage: Eukaryota; Dinophyceae; Suessiales; Symbiodiniaceae. The record is from the annotation of a GenBank genome assembly.
AUGGCACUGACACUGCCACAGGUGAGACCAGCUGUGGCCCCUCAUGAGCGAUCACAAGCGCUUGGUUUGGAUGACGUGGUCACAGUGUCUCGAUCCUCAGGCCAUUCCCUGCGCCCCGACCUGAUAUCCUUGGCCGCUGCGGCCGUUGCAGGUGGCCUCGGUGUUGCCAUGUCCCGGCCCUCGCGGCCCUCGCGGCCCUCCCGGUCUGCCUGCCGGGCCAGCCGGCGGCAACUGGUGGCCGCAGGGCCACUGGGGCUGGCCGUGGCACCCGUGGCACCUGGCGCCGCCCUGGCAGCCAGUGAACCACCCACUGUGAUGAAAAAGAUCGCGGAUGGGGUUCACAUUUUUGAUCAAGCUUAUGGCAUCCCUGGCCUUGAGGUUGGUGCCAACAUUCCGAUUCGUAUGACCGUACUCAGUCUACAAGGUGGCGGGUACUUGGUCUACAAUCCUUGCAACCCCACUGCCGAAUGCAUGCAGAAAUUGAACGAAGCUGGUCUGACAGACGUCCGAUACAUCGUAUGUGGUACAGUGGCCAUAGAGCACAAGUACUAUGCCCCAGGAUGGGCCAAGAGAUUCCCAAACGCGGAGGUCUGGGUGAGCCCCAGGACCUUUAGCUGGCCUGUCGACUUCGGACCAUAUGUUCCUUUCGGAGGCUUUGCACGGGGAACUCCGCUGCAAAAAGUACCAAAAGAUGCUGCCCAGGCACCGUGGCAUUCCAAGGGCAUCGACCAUCUUCAGCUCACCGUGGACUAUGCGCCCCGAACGGUCUUUGAGGAAACGGUGCUGUUCCACCAGCCGUCAGGAACCUUCGUGUGCACGGACAUGCUCAUCGGCCUCAGUGAUGACCCACCAGAGAUCCUCACGAAAUCUCCAUACAGAGAGGGGCUCCUCUACUUUGCGCGAAAUGAGCCACUGGAAAAGGUGGAUGUCGACAGCUUCCAGGUCAUCAAGGAUGGAUACCAAAAGUCAACUUUGCUGCUGAACAACAUCAAUCCAAGAUCCUUGCUGUCGGUGGCUGCAGGUGACUUGACUGUGGUGGAUGAACUGGGCUUGGCAUCCAAAGCGCCACAGCCGGAGCUGGGGUACUUCGGUUGGUAUCCGUGCAACUGGCAAGACACCGACUCGCCAUGUGCAAAGCUGAAUGACCGAGUGCUUCCAAGUAAAGAUUCGAAAGGCUUUGAGUGUCGCCCAGGCUGGCGUGGCGAAUGGGAGCGCUUGGCUGCCGGAGUCGAAGGAACUGGCUUCCAGGUUCCAAGUUUCGUCGCAGAGCUCCAGAUUAGCAGGGAUCCUGAAACGCUGGACAGCUUUGCCAAAGAGAUCCCAAGACGGUGGCCGAAGAUUGAAAGAGUCGUGUCGUCGCAUUUCAGCUCUCCGUUGCCCGCCACGAGCAAGAACGUCAGCAAAGCCAUUUCGGCUGUGUGCCGUGGUCCCCCGGGCCCAGCGGCGAGAACGGCAGACUUGAGCGCCAUAUUGAAUUUCAGGGAUUAUUUAGAAGAAAAUGAUUUGAUCUACAAACCAGAGAAAGGUUUAGAACGAGAUGCGGAGAGCGUUUCCUUAGCAGGGAAGCUUGCAGGUGUCAAGGAGACCUUGCUUCAGACUCAUGGAAGCUCUACAGCUCUGUACUCUGAAGGGCUUUUGCCUCCGGGCCGCCGAGUGGCUCGCGAUGAGGAGAAAGUUCAGCCUCCCUCAGGACCUGAAUAUGCAGAAAUGUGUGUACGUCGCGCGAAAGGGGAGCAGAUGGAAGAUGACCAGAUGCGGCUGGAUGAGAUUGAGGACAUGGCCCCCAUCGAAUGGUUGGCUCGUUGGCAGUUGAAGGGCCUGGAACAGGUGGGCACUGAGAAUCUGCGCGCGUUGGAUGAGACCUUGGAGAUCAGAGGCUCCAGCAGAAAGCAGUUCUACGACAGGUUGAAGAAGCUGGAGAGCAAAGCUUUUUUGAAGAGGUGGAGGAGCCUCGAAGACUGGAGGCCCUGCAAUGGUGAUUUGCCCACCUGGACAGCAGCGGCAUCAUGCGGUAGCCGCGAAUCCGAUGAGUCGCAGGUGUUGAGGAUUGAAGGAGUGGACUGCAAGCUAGCUUUGGCCACUGCGCGAGCAGGAGCUAUGGCAGACUUCCUUCGAGCAGCCUGGGGCUCAACUGAGGGAUUUGCAGCGGUGAGUGCAAAUCUGUCCUCCAUAGCUGUGAUCCUGGGUGAGGAGCCGCUGAUGCUUUUGCGGCACGCUCCAUCCACGGAGGAGCCCAACACCUUGGCGGCGACGCAAACCUCCCGUGAUGAUGAUGACGACGAGGACUUCACAUCACUGACAUUGACCCGUGGUAAAGAGGAAGCUGCAGCAGUCAGCCUCUUGUUGCAUUGUUCACGCUUUGGCGGUUGUGCCGUCAAUGCAAACAGCUCUGUAGUUCCCUGGAGUUUUCGAGUCAGAUUGAAACAGGAGCCAUUUCGUUUUUUGCUGGCCCCCACCAGUACACACGAUGCAUUGACGACUGUGCUUUCGGUUGCCCGUGCCGUGACGCUCACCCGUGCUGAUCCCGCUUUGCUUCCAGAUGUGGCAGAUACACAGUCACCAUCAGCGACUACCAGCCCCAAGGCAGCAGACAGUGGACCAGAUGUACAGGCCUUGAUGUUAGACCUGGAUCUAGAUGUUGCAGCUCCAGUGUUUCGUUGGGGCUUGCUUUCCGACGGUCACGUCACCGUGGCCUUGGGGCGAUUUGUUUUCCGCACCAGCAGCCAACGGCCGCCCCAACACUUGGCACCGGCUGAGAGGUGCGACUGGAUGAAGUUCUCUUGCUUCUGCCAGCUGACCGAGACCUGUGUUACGGCACAGGGUGAAGACGGAACCGAAUGCAGGGUCUAUGAGCCCACAACCAUGAGCUUGCAAGCUUGGAGGGACGCGGAGAACGCCCAGCACUG